Molecule: messenger RNA, 1296 nt
Organism: Sorex fumeus (smoky shrew)
Lineage: Eukaryota; Metazoa; Chordata; Mammalia; Eulipotyphla; Soricidae
Gene: CRTAM
Product: cytotoxic and regulatory T cell molecule
Exons: 10
Coding region: 1-1296 (431 amino acids)
Biological process (GO): detection of tumor cell; positive regulation of natural killer cell mediated cytotoxicity directed against tumor cell target; cell recognition
Cellular component (GO): plasma membrane
Molecular function (GO): signaling receptor binding
Source: RefSeq, a predicted model, not a curated record
AUGUGGUGGACGCUUUGCACUCUGCUGCUGGCUUGGUUCCCCUUACAAGAGGCCACCCUGGCUCAGCCCGCGGAGACCCUCAGUGUGGAGGAAGGCCAACCCCUGGAGCUGCACUGCAUGGCCCCCCACAACACUUCCCUGCAGUGGCUCGCGCCCUCGGGCUUCACCAUCUUCCUCAACGAGCACUCUGCCCUACGGAGUCCCAAAUACCAGCUUCUCCAUCGCUCCCCCGGCCAGCUGUCUGUCCUCCUGCUGAACACGAGCCAGGAAGACGAAGGCGUGUACAGAUGCCUGCAGUACGGCAGCUCCGUGAGAACCAAGGAAGUGCGAGUCGUCGUGCUGGCAACACCUUCCCAGCCAGCCGUGGCAGCAUCUGUGGUCAGCCUGCAGGACGGACAAGAGCAUGUUGAGGUCACAUGCUCCACUUCGAGAAGCAAGCCUCCUCCGAAGAUCACCUGGCUCCUGGGGGCGGGCUUAGAGAUCUAUGGCGAAACCCACCAUGAAUUGGACAGUGAUGGGAAGAAAUGGAACAGCACUAGCACGCUCCGAGUCCACACUCACGGCCGGACCGAGGUGGUGACUUGCGUUGUCCGACACCCAGGUCUUCAGGAAAGGACCCUGCUGGCCCCUUUCCCGUUUGAAGAUUUGGAGCGUGGGCUGCCGAAGGCACGAAAGCUCCAAGCAGGAGCCCAGCCCACCCCACCUCUUCUCCUCAGCACAAUGUGGCCGAAACUGCUCUCCAUCAUUGCCGAAUUUUGCUUUUCCUCUUCCCUAGUGGCUGAAGAGGCAUCGGGUGGCCCGGAGACAAGCCCCCUCUCCGAGACAGACUCUCCGCAGCCCACCGAUCCUGUGGCAGUAAUGGAAGGUUCUAGUACGUCAGAGACUGACAAGGAGAAGAAAGAACAGACCACUCGGGAUCCAGACCUCAUCAAUGCCAUUCCUCAGUCUGCGGGGCUGGUGAGGAAGAAAAGCGGCAUCCUGCUGCUCACGCUCGUCUCCUUCCUCAUCCUCGUGCUCUUCAUCAUAGUCCAGCUCUUCAUCAUGAAGCUCCGGAAAGCGCAUGUGGUCUGGAAGAAAGAAAAUGAAAUUUCGGAAUACACUUUAGAAAGUUACAGAUCAAGGUCAAAUAAUGAAGAAACAUCAUCUCAAGAGAAAAAUGGCCAUACUUCCCGCUCCAAGAGCUGCAUGAGCUACUUCACACAUUUAUACUCAGAAGCAAGAACAAAGAGGAAAGAAAAGCAUCCACAGUCAAGCUUCCGGCGGGAGCACGUCCCUCUGCCAGAAAGCAUCGUGUAG